CCAGAACAAAAACAAAUAUCGCAAAGAAAGAAGAGAAAGGGAAAAGUCUUGUGUUUUUUCUAUUUUAAAGAGAAACGAAAAUAUAGCAUUGAAAGAUCUCAACACAAAAGUUUCCUCUUCGGUAGAUAAACAACAAUUUAUUCUUCUCCCCUUCUAAAUUUUCUGAGUUCUAAAUCUUUUGUGGAAUAGAAUUUUGCAUUCCCAAAGAAAUUAUAAAGUUUGAAGUAAUAAAUUGAAGUGGGAAUCAGAAGAAUCCAAAAUUCAAUAAUAAAAGCUCUUUUUUUUUUAAAUAAGGAAACAGAACAAAAGAUGGAUAGUUUGUGUCUGAAUCCCGGCGUAAUUCCAGCGAUCAAAGCGGUUGGAAGCGGCGUAAGCGGUUGUGGAGGAGUUGUAGAAGUGAGAGCAAACGCAUCGCAGAAAAGGAGACCUUCUGGGUCCUCUUUCAAACACCCAUUGACGCCCUUUUGGUCCCGCGGUGGUGGAAUCGCGUCGAGAAGACGAAGCGGCUUGGGUCUGGAUGACGCUGUUCUGGUGGAUUCUGGCGAUUCAAGAAAGCCAAUCGCGGAGGAGGAGCCGUCGGCGGUGGAAAUGGAGACGGAGAGGCGAAAUGGGAGCUGGAUUUUGAAGAUCUUGGAUGUGCAUUCUAUGUGGAGAGAUGGAGAGAUAGAAGAAGAAGAGGAGGAGGAGCUAAACGACGCUGUAUUGCCUGAAGACGACGGUGUAUGUUCGGUUUUGGAAGAUGAUGGUGACGAAGAAAACAAAUUUCAGAUGCACAGAGAGUCAUUCUCUAAAUUGCUCAAGAGGGUCUCCUUGUCCGAAUCAAAACUCUAUGCCCAAAUGUCUUAUUUGGGAAAUUUGGCUUAUUCCAUUUCAAAGAUCAAGCCUGCCAAUCUCUCCAAGUAUUACGGCCUUAGAUUCGUAACUUCGUCAGCUGAGAAAACAGAAUUAGCUUUAAAGGCUCAAGUUUCAGCUGAGACCAAGCCAAAGGAGGAGGAUGAAGAAGUUGAAGACGAGGAGAACAAAGGUGCGUCUGCUGCAUAUGAGGUUGUUGCAUCAGCUGCUUCUUACCUUCAGUCUCGUACCACCAACAUUCUUCCUUUCCCUUCUUCCUCCAAAAACGAUGAUGAGGAGGAAUCGUCGUCAUCUUCUUCUUCUUUAACCAGCUCUGUUACUUGUGUUGUUGCUGCUGAGGAAGAUGUCAAACAAGCUGUUGCUGACGAUUUGAAAUCUACCAUCUCCUCUCCUUGUGAUUGGUUUAUUUGCGAUGAUGAUCAAACUCUCACCAGAUUCUUUGUCAUUCAGGGAUCGGAAUCUCUAGCUUCUUGGCAAGCAAACCUUCUCUUUGAGCCAAUUGAAUUUGAGGAACUCGAUGAUGGUGCCAUUGUUCACAGAGGUAUAUACGAAGCUGCCAAAGGAAUGUAUGAACAAAUGCUACCUGAAGUCAAAGCCCACAUCAAAGCCCAUGGAAACAGAGCUAAGUUCCGUUUCACCGGACAUUCUCUAGGCGGAAGCUUAUCCUUAUUACUAAACAUCAUGUUACUGGUUCGAGGUGAAGUAUCUGCUUCUUCUUUACUCCCUGUCAUAACAUUUGGUGCGCCCUUUGUACUAUGUGGAGGCGACAGUCUUCUUAAAAAGCUAGGAUUGCCUAAAAGCCAUGUCCAAGCCAUCAUAAUGCACCGUGACAUUGUCCCGAGAGCGUUUUCUUGUAACUACCCUUACCAUGUAGCAGAGCUUCUCAAAGCUGUUAACGGAAACUUCCGUAGCCAUCCUUGUCUUAACAAGCAGAGUAUGUUGUAUUCUCCCAUGGGGGAGCUUCUAAUCCUCCAACCGGAUGAGUCAUUCUCUCCAGGACACGAUCUACUUCCUAUAGGAAAUGGUUUAUAUCUUCUAACCGGUGGUGGUUUUGAAUCGCUGGAUGAUGAGGAGGAACAACGGUUGAGAGCUGCGCAAACGGUUUUCUUGAACACGCCGCAUCCUCUGGAUAUCCUUAGCGACAGAUCAGCUUACGGGUCGAGCGGGACCAUACAAAGGGACCAUGACAUGAACUCAUAUCUGAAAGCGGUUAGGAGUGUGAUAAGAAAAGAAGUGAGUCAGAUAAGGAGGUUGAAGAGGGAGCAUCGUCGGAGUCUCUGGUGGCCUAUUCUGGUUGCUAGAGAAAGCGGGAGGAGCUCGGGGACUGCCAUCGGUAACAACGGUCAGGAUUUCUCAGGGAUGAUGAAGACAGGAAGAAAGUCUUUGCAGAGGUUUAGCCGCCUUGUGGCCUCUCAACAUAUGCCUUUGAUCGUUGUUCUCUUGUUUCCGGUUAAGUUGUUGUUCCUUGAAGCUUUCAACGUCCUUAGUUUCCGUUGAAAUGGUUUUAUUUUGGCGGUUUAAAGUCGUUUGAUUAUAUUCCGGUAUAGACCGGUUUAGAUCAUUCUUUAUUCAUGUUUUGUUGCGUUAAUGCAGUAAAUGGAAUAUAAGGGUAUCGAAAGGACGAAAGUCCUGACCAAUGUCAUGCACACAAAGUAGUAACUUUAAUUCUAACCCAUCUGUUUUUGUGUCCCA
Brassica oleracea var. oleracea is the source of this 2544-nucleotide messenger RNA. RefSeq lists its product as uncharacterized. NCBI's taxonomy places the organism in Eukaryota, Viridiplantae, Streptophyta, Magnoliopsida, Brassicales, Brassicaceae. The transcript has 3 exons. Gene Ontology annotation, molecular function: glycerophospholipid phospholipase A1 activity. Bases 310 to 2349 code for a protein of 679 amino acids. Gene Ontology annotation, biological process: lipid metabolic process. The record is from RefSeq and is a predicted model, not a curated record.